AUGACUCAACCGCCCCAGGAGGGCUUCGACAGGAGCGUGGAGGAGGCCCGGCAGUGGAUGAAGGCUGUGCAGGAGCGGCUGCAGGUCAACGACAACACCCAGGGGCCCCGGGCAGCCCUGGAGGCCAGGCUGCGGGAGACCGAGAAAAUAUGCCAGCUGGAGCCGGAGGGGCGCGUGAAGGUGGACGUCGUGCUGCGGGCGGCGGAGGGCCUCCUGGCGUGUUGCCGUGACGGCCAGAAGCCCGAGAUCCUGGCCCAGCUGAAGGACAUCAAAGCCCAGUGGGAGGAGACGGUCACCUACAUGACCCACUGUCACAGGGAGGAGCCCGGACCGCCCGAGCUGCUGUGGGUCUGGCUGAGAAAGUGGAAGGCAGCAGUGAGUGGGCAGUGUGGAGACCCUGGAGGCGGGAGCACAUUGCUUCCAGAGGUUUCUAGGAGGCAGCGACCAGCUCGCAGGGCAGGAGAGCGGGGGAUCCAGAGUGCCUUGAAGGCCAAGGCACAGGACAGAGUGGGCCUGCUGGAGCAGGUGACCCGGGAGCACGAGCAUUUCCAGGCAGGCGUGGACGAGUUCCAGCUGUGGCUGAAGGCGGUGGUGGAGAAGGUGAGCAGCUGCCUGGGACGGAACUGCAAACUGACCACCGAGGGCCGUCUCUGCGCGCUGCAGGACAUCGCUGGCGACUUUCCCCGGGGUAAGGAAUCUUUGAGGAGGCUGGAGGAGCAGGCUGUGGGCGUCAUCCAGAACACCUCUCCUCUGGGCGCGGAGAAGAUCACCGAGGAGCUGGAGGAGAUGCAGAAAGUUCUGGACAAGCUGCGAGCCCUCUGGGAGGAGGAGGAGGAGCGGCUGCAGGGCCUGCUCAAGUCCAUGGGAGCCUGUGAGCAGCAGAGGCGGCAGCUAGAGGCCGAGCUGGGAGAGUUCAGGAAGGACCUUCAGAGGCUGGCCGAGGAGGGUCUGGAGCCCGUGGCGAAGGCGGGGACCGAGGACGAGCUGGUGGCCCGCUGGAGACUCUACUCGCUCCUCUUGGUGAGGUUUUCCGUGCUGGCCAUCUAUGACCGGGUGCUGGACAUCGCCUGGGGUUCUCCGGCCACGAAGCCGGGCUGCAAGUCUGUCUGGGCACUGGCUGGCGCCCGCAUGAAGGGGCAGAGCGCCAGGCUGCGCAAUGCCACGGGGGCGGAGCUGUGGCAGCGUUUCCAGAGGCCUCUACAGGACCUGCAGCUGUGGACGGCCCUGGCCCAGAGCCUCCUGGACAUCACCGCCAGCCUGCCGGACCUGCCCUCCAUUCACACCUUCCUGCCCCAGGUCGAGGCGGCCCUGGCAGAAAGCUCGCGCUUGAAGGAGCAGCUGAUGAUGCUACAGCUGAAGAAAGACCUGCUGAGGAGCGUCUUCGGCCAGGACAAAGCCACGGCCCUCCUGGAGCAGGUGGCGAGCUCCGUGCGGGACAGAGACUUGCUGCACAACGGCCUCCUGCAGAGGAAAAGCAAGCUGCAGAGCCUGCUGGCUCAGCACCAAGAUUUUGGGGCUGCUUUCGAGCCCCUACAGAAGAAGCUGUCGGACCUCCAAGGCAGGGUCCGAGCUGAGAACGGGCUUCAGCAGGACCUUCCUAGGAAACAGACCCAGCUCUCCAGGUUGCAGGGGCUGCAGGAAGAGGGGCUGGACCUUGGGGCACAGAUGGAGGCCGUGAGGCCUCUCGUCCAGGGGAACCCCACCCACCAGCACAAAAUGGAGCAGCUUUCUGCCGACUACCAGGCCCUGCAGAGGUCUCUGGAGGACCUCAUGGACAGGUGUCAGCAGAGCGUGCGGGAACAUUGCACCUUCAGCCACCAGCUGCUGGAGCUGAGACAGUGGAUCGCCGUGGUCACCCAGAAGCUGGAGUCACACCAGGAGAGGCUGCUGGCUGAAUUCCCGGAGAAGGAGGCCCAGCUGCCCCUGGUCGAAGCCUAUGGCCGGCUGGUGAUGAAGAAGUCUUCUCCGGAAGGGGCUGCUCUGGUCCAGGAGGAGCUGGAGGAAUUGGUGGAAUCGUGGCAGGCUCUGAAGCUGCUGGAGGAAAGCCUGCUGAGACCUUCCUCCCUCUCCAGGCUCCAGGCCCCUCUCGUCACCUUUGGGCAUCCUCAGCCCUACCUUCUGCCUCAGAGGGAAGCCACAGGAUGCGUGGCCAGUAGGCUGAUUUCCCCUCUGAUGGGUCGGUCGUGCUGUGUAUUCCUGCAGGCAAAUCUGCUCCGGGAAGAAGGCAGCCGGGAAGGUUACUCCCAGCUCCUGAGGGACUUUGAGCAGUGGUUGGAGGUGGAAAACGCCAAGCUGGUUAGCAUCAUCGCGAUGAGAAUGGCCGCAGCCAGGGAUCUGAGGGCCAGGGAAACGAAGCUACAGGAGCUGCAGGCUCGGGUGCCAGAAGGUCAGCGUCUCUUCGAGAACCUCCUUCAUGUCGGGCCAGCGAGGGGGUCCUCGGACGAGCUCGAGGACCUGCGUUACCGGUGGAUGCUGUACAAGUCCAAGCUCAAGGACUCCGGCCACCUGCUGACACAGAGUUCUCCAGGGGAGCCGACUGGAUUCCAAAAGGCUCCGCGGUGGCGAGGACUCAGGCCCCUCUUCUGGAAGGUGUGCUGUGUGGCUCUCCCCCUGCAGCUGCUGUUCCUGCUGUUCCUGCUGCUGGUGUUCCUGCUUCCGGUCGGAGAAGAGAACCGCAGCUGCACGCUGGCCAACAACUUCGCCCGCUCCUUCAAGUUCAUGCUGCGCUACGAUGGCCCCCCGCCCACCUAA
Puma concolor (puma) is the source of this 2751-nucleotide messenger RNA. The record is from RefSeq and is a predicted model, not a curated record. Lineage: Eukaryota; Metazoa; Chordata; Mammalia; Carnivora; Felidae.